Molecule: messenger RNA, 705 nt
Organism: Bombus terrestris (buff-tailed bumblebee)
Lineage: Eukaryota; Metazoa; Arthropoda; Insecta; Hymenoptera; Apidae
Product: valacyclovir hydrolase
Source: RefSeq, a predicted model, not a curated record
UCGGAACAAAAAAUUAAUGCGAAUGGAGUCGACAUCAAUUACCUGAGAGUUGGUACGGGUGAACAUCCAGUUUUGAUUUUGCCAGGUGCCUUAGGUUCGAUAUGGACGCAUCUUAAGCCAUAAAUAGAGGGAUUGGACGGUGGAAAAUUUACUACGGUGGCGUGAGAUCCCCCGGGCUAUUUAAAAUAAAAACCACCCGACAGGACAUUCCCAAAUGAUUUUUUUCAACGUGACACCGAUUAGGUAUACCAUUUAACGAAGGUUACCAUUUUCGCCUCGAUGUUGCCAAAUAAUGUUCGAAAGAUGGUAGCCGUUGCUGUAAACGCCUAUGUAACGUCGAAAGAAAUCAACAUUUAGAAAAAAUACCAAAAUAUAGACAGUUGGUCCGAAAAAAUGCGAGCUCCACUGAUAGAAAUAUACAGGCAGGUCUAUGUCCGAACAACUUGGUCUAAUUGGACAGAUGCAAUUUUGAGAAUUUGCGAAAAACAACACGGUGACUUAUGCAAAGUGUUGCUGACGCGAAUUAAAUGUCCCAGUUUGAUCAUUCGGAACAAAGACCCUAUGGUACUCGCCGAGCAUCCAAUUUAGUCGAAGGAUCACAUCUCCGGAGCAAAGUUGACAAUUUUUUGAAAAGGAGCACGCAAUUUGCAUUUACGUUAUCCUGAGGAAUUUAAUGAGGUCGUUAGCAAGUUUUUAAUCGGCUGA